AUGGCCUUCGGAAGGCUCAUUGGGUGGAAAGGUGAUUGCAGCCGUAUUCGACCAAGUCCAAGUGCCAGGCCCCCGUGGGCACCCAGGCCAAUUUCCUUACAUUUUAGUGUGGCUCCACAAGUAUCGGGAGGAUGUGGAGCGAGUGCUCCAAGUGCACCACCCGCCAUUACAGGCACAGCCUCUGGUCUCUGCCCAUGCCAGAGGGGCUACCCGGAGGCUGAAGCCCCCUCGUCCACUGUCCAGGCUCUGCCCCUCAGAGCGAUAGGCCCGCCUCGUGAGGACGGAAGCAGAACCUGGCAGUACUGGCUGUUUUCAACGUCAGACCUGUAUAACUGGAAAGUUACCGAUGGGGAAGGCUCUCCUCUGCAGGUUCUAACAAUUGCCUUACAUGAUGAAUACCGCCUGUAUAAAGGUGUAGAAGACCAAUGUACAGGCUUAACGGAUAUGGCUCCAUGGCUGGAAAAGUUUCCCCAAGCCUGGGCAGAGACUGGAGGAAUUGGAUUGGCAAAACACCAACCGCCCAUCAUUGUGGACUUAAAACCCUCUGCCAUACCGAACAGUGACUUCAUCUGGUUCACGGAUGGAAGCAGUUUCAUACAGGAUGGACUAAGGUAUGUGGGGGCCGCUGUGGUAGACAGCCAGGAAGAAAUUAUUUGGGCCAACGCUUUACCUCCAGGAACUUCUGCUCAGAAAGCUGAACUUAUCGCCCUGGCGGAAGCAUUGGAAAGGGCAGAGGGGAAGAGGCUAAAGGUGUAUACUGACAGCCGGUAUGCAUAUGCGGCUCUUCACAUACAUGGUGCCAUCUACCGGGAGUGUGGGUUCAGAACCGCAGAAGGAAGAGAAAUAAAGAACCAGACAGAGAUCUUCUGUUUACUGUCAGCCAUGACCCGGCCACGAAUGGUAGCAGUCGUUCACAUCCCGGGACAUCAGAAGGGACACUCCCCUGAGUCAAGAGGCAACCAAGAAGUGGACCAGGCAGCUAAGAAAGCUGCCCUCCAAAUGGUACGAACUUUAGUAACUAAUUUACCUUGCCUGCAACUGGAACCCCUGCCCCCCACUCCCAACUACUCUGAACAAGACAUACAGUGGGCUGAAAAAUCACCACAAAUAGAAAAAGAUCAGAAUGGAUGGUAUAUGGAGUCAGAGAGAAAGCUGAUUCUCCCAGAAGAAUUGGGGCGGCAUCUUCUCACACACCUCCACCGAGUGACUCACUUAGGGGAAGGGAAAAUGUUGGAGUUACUGGACAAAGGGCAAGUCCGUAUACACCAUCAGAAGCAAGCGGCUCAGAGUGGGGUAGACCGGUGCCGGGCCUGUCAGGUCAUGAAAAUAGGGAAGAGGAAGAACAAACAUGCAGGUACGAGGGUAGACGGAAUCAGUGCCUGGAUACAUCACUCUCACGUCAGGAAAGCUAACUCGCCGGAACAGCAGUCAGCACGAAUAAACUGGAGAGCACGUUCAGACCCUGAAAACCCAUUGAAGUGGGAGGUGAACGCCAAUGAUUACGUAAAAUUCUCCUUUGCCGACAGCCCAGCCAGAUGUACAGACCAAGCUUCAAAUGAAGAAGGGGACGAGCAGAUAAAAGUUACAUUCACUGAGCAAGGAAAAAAGGAAUUAACCAAGUGGAAGUCAGGGCUCAGUUGGGGCAUUCAGGUUUAUUCAUACCCUCACCCAUCUGGGGUAAUAACCAUUUUACAGGAAAUAGAACCCUUAGAUACCAGGGUCCAAGCCAAUCCUCAGAACAUAGACCCUCUUUGGAAUUUAAUGCUAGCAGCCUACCAAACACUUAACCAUACUAGUCCUAACCUGACUCAAGCCUGUUGGCUUUCUCACCAUGUAAACCCUCCAUUUUAUGAAGCAGUAGGCAUUAAUACCUCUUUCAGCUAUUCUCAUGACCUGAACCCAAAGAAUUGCUCCUGGAAAGACUGUAAGGUAGGAGUUAGCAUACAACGUAUAACAGGAAAGGGCUUAUGCGUGGGGAAAACCCCCAACACUCAAGAACAUUGCGCCUCAUAUACAGAAAUAAAUUCGUCCUUUAACUGGAUCAUUCCCAGGGAAGGGGGUUGGUGGCUUUGCUCAGGAGCUGGACUUUUACCUUGUUUAAACUUGAAAAUACUUAAUCAGUCCUCAGAUUAUUGUGUACUAGUAACUGUUUUACCCCAAAUUCUUUACCACCCAGAGGAAGAGAUGUAUGUACACUGGGGCGGGACAAAUAGAGUAAAAAGGGAACCAGUAACUGCAGCUUUUACUUUAGCCACUUUAUUUGGCUUAGCAGGGGCGGGUUUAGGAGUGGCUUCAUUGAUUUUGCAGAAUCAAGGCAUGACUUCCCUGAGAGCAGCUAUAGACGAGGACCUUGAAAGAAUAGAAGCCUCUAUCUCCCAUUUAGAGAAAUCUUUAACCUCGCUAUCAGAAGUAACAUUGCAGAACCGGCGGGGGUUGGAGCUUCUGUUUCUCCAACAAGGGGGAUUGUGUGAAGCUCUAGGGGAAGAGUCUUGUUUUUAUGCCGAUCAUACGGGAAUAGUUCGUGAAUCUAUGGCCAGGGUACGAGAAGGACUUGCCCUAAGAAAAAAGGAGCGUGAAACUCAGGAAGGAUUGUUCGAAUCUUGGUUUAAUAACUCCCCAUGGUUGACUACCUUGAUAUCUGCCCUCUUAGGGCCCUUCAUAAUCCUUAUAAUUAUAUUAACUUUUGGCCCCUGCAUCAUAAAUAAGCUUAUAUCAUUUGUGAAAGAUCGAGUUAAUACUGUACAAUUCAUGGUCCUGAGACAACAAUAUCAGUCUCUAUCUCCUGUAACACGGGAUGAAGAUUCCUCAUAUGAGUAA
Molecule: messenger RNA, 2817 nt
Organism: Orycteropus afer afer
Lineage: Eukaryota; Metazoa; Chordata; Mammalia; Tubulidentata; Orycteropodidae
Source: RefSeq, a predicted model, not a curated record